UAUGCGACAUACACGGGCCAUCACUAGUCAGUAGAAAGACAAUACAAUAAAAAUACAAUUUGUUAUUGUUUAACUUCUACUGAAGUAUGUAUUUUGCUUGUCAACUGCUUGCUUGUGCAUGAGUAUACUUUAGAUGUGUUCACCCGGAGAUGGCAACUCUUCAAGAAAUGGUGCUCGCAGCCGCUUCUUUGCAUAGUAGUAAAGUAGCUGUCACAUUUGACCGGGGAACAGCAGAAGGAAGUCCUGUGUUGCUGUAUUACAGCGAACUUGUUGCUCUUGGAAAUGAAUUAACACUUCUUCUCCGGAAACAGUGUGUGCAGAAUACAAGUGCAAUUGCAUUAUACUGUCAGCCAGAUGUCAACCUGCCAACUUGCAUUCUGGGCAUCCUCCAGGUACCUGCUGCAUAUGUACCUCUGGAUCCAGACUCCCCGGGACUUCUGUCUGCCUAUGUCCUGGAGCGUUGUGCCGUGAGGUACUGCGUUCUACAGAGUGACAUGUUGCAGCAAUUCCAGAAAGUGUUUUCCAACCUCCUGUUCAUAGAGGUGAGGGCUGUGUGGCCCGAUCACAACCUAACUCUUGUACUAAUACAGCGCAGUUCACCUUUAGCCCUUGCCCAGGAUGGGGUAACAGCCCAGCAAGAUGAGCAAAGCGUUCAAUUAUUUGCACCUGCUGCAGUGGCAGAAAGUGCCCACCAGGGGGCACUGGCAUAUGUAUUACACACAUCUGGAACAACAGGGCUUCCCAAGACAGUGAGAGUACCACAUAAGUGUAUAGUGCCCAAUAUACAGCACCUCAGAUCUCUGUUUCAGAUGACCCCAGAUGAUGUGGUGUUCCUGGCCUCUCCCCUGACUUUCGACCCGUCAGUGGUGGAGAUAUUUCUGGCAUUGUCAUCAGGGGCACGUCUUCUCAUCGUCCCCACGGUGAUUAAGAAAAUGCCCAACCGGCUGGCUCAUGUGCUUUUUAAUAAACACAAUACUACCGUGUUACAGGUGACUCCCACCUUGCUCGGGCGUUUUGGCAGGCGCGUCCUGCAGGAACAGGUCCUCUCUGCCAGCUCCUCUCUGCGUGUGUUAGCCCUGGGGGGCGAGCCCUGUCCCUCCCCAGGCCUGCUCCGUAGCUGGAGGCAGCAGGGGAACUGCACUCAGAUCUACAACAUCUAUGGCAUCACUGAGGUGUCCUGCUGGGCCUGCUGCUACCAUUUCUCAGAGAGCCUUCUGCAUUCCACUGACCUGACCGAAGCCUCUGUGCCGCUUGGUUCUCCUCUGAUGGACACCACGGUGGGAGUCAGAGAUGAGGAGGGCCGCGUCGUUACGCAGGGGGAAGGACAGGUGUUCAUAGGUGGGAUGGACAGAGUGUGCCUUCUUGACGACGAGGUGACUGUCGCCCCAGGGACAAUGAGGAGUACCGGAGACUGGGUGCGUGUUAGAGACACGCAGCUCUACUACCUGGGGAGGCGGGAUCGACUGGUCAAACGCCACGGACAGCGGCUGCAUCUGGACACCUUACAGCAGGUUGUAAUGAGUCUACCCGGAGUGGAGGCCUGUGCCGUGGGUCUGUCUGAGGAGUCCCGGCUGGUUGCCUUUGUCGUGGCCUCCUCUACAUUAGGAGACCUAAUGGCAGCUCCUGACUCCUCCUCUGUAGAGGGCCAGCUGGGCAAUAGCACCUCAACUUCCACGGACCAGCCGAGAGUCCACUCCCCUGGCCAAAACGAGACCGUCCCAUUGGCUGCAGGCCUACAGAAGGCCGUCCUCCACAGGUUGUCUCAGAUUCUAUCCAGACACAGUGUUCCAGACGCGGUAGUUCUGGUCCCGUCUCUGCCACUAUCCCCACAUGGAAAAGUUUCUAUGGAGGAACUUAUGAAUAUCUACCAGAGACAGAGAGCGGGUUCCGAGUCCAAUGAUGCUCUGGGGGACAUGGAAACACUGAGGGAGAGACUGCAGUCCAUGUGGAGGGAGAUUUUGGGUCAGCCGGAAGAUGCAGCCAUCCAGGAAGACUCAAACUUCCUGUUCAGUGGAGGGGACUCACUACAGGCCCUGCGUUACUGUGAUGAAAUCACCACUGCCUUAGGAGUGAGCUCAUCAGGACUUCUGGAGGUUAUCCUGGACAGACCCUUCGCAGAUGUCUUGCACCAUGUUGCCACAGUAAUGCGGACACUCCCAUCUGAACACAGCAGGAUGGCCCCUCCUGUUCCCAAGAAACGUCCAGCAGACCCUCUUUGCUCAUCACAGCUCAAAAGACAGCUUACAGGCACCUUCUCUACAGCAGCCGCACAAAGGCCUCAGGGACUUGUAGUUUGUUCCGUGAAGAACGCUAUAAGAUUUACUGUAGUCAGGAGAGCAGGGGACGUUUUAGAGAUGGGUCAGACAGACUCUUUGAGGACGAAGGAAAACUCUGACUCAAAGGGGCCAAUCAUAAGAAUAGGAAAUACUCUCAGAUCAAAAAAAUUUGCCAGUGAGAGAAUUGAGUCCAGUCAUACCCAGACACUUGGAUCCAAUAAGAGGACAGAACACAACCUGUCCCAGACAGUGGAAAUCAAUGAACUCAGUGCUAAAACUGUUCCCGCUCACCUCAGAGAGGCUGGUGGUCUGCGGCUGAAGGUGAAGUGGGAGUCAGACACGGGCAGGUGUGUGGACGCCUCUCCGGUCCUGCUUGUCCAAAAAGGAGCGGACGGGCCCUCGGGAAGCCCCAGGGCCACAGUGUUCAUCGGCUCACACUCCAACAGGAUGCAGGCCCUGGACCUGACUACUGGGCGACUGCUGUGGGAGAGGGUCUUGGGGGACAGGAUCGAGUCCUCCUCGGCUAUCACCCGAUGUGGGAGACUGGUCGUGGUCGGGUGCUAUGAUGGCAUGGUGUAUUUCCUGUGCGUGGAUUCUGGGGAGACACAGUGGGUGUUUGAGACGGGAGACACAGUGAAGAGCUGUCCCUCGGUGGACCUCCUCACAGGUCUGGUGAUGGUAGGGUCACAUGACGGACACAUCUACGCCCUUGACCCACAGGCACGGCAGUGUGUGUGGAAGCACAGCUGUGGGAGUGGAGCAUUGUUCUCCUCACCCUGCCUCCACACCCUCCGCAGGCAUCUGUAUGUGGCCACGCUGGGAGGGAACAUCCUCUGUCUCAAUCCUGACACUGGUACAGUCCUGUGGACAUAUUCGAGAAAGACUCCGUUCUUCUCCUCCCCAAGCUGCUCCUCGGGUCACAUUGUCAUCGGCUCUGUGGACGGGAACAUCUGCUGCCUCAGCCACACGGGAGAAAUGCGGUGGCAGUAUGAGACCAAAGGGCCGGUCUUCUCGUCGCCCUGCACCACACCGGACCGGCGCAGGGUGGUGUGUGGGUCACAUGACGGGUGCGUGUACUGUCUAGACUGCUCUGAUGGGUCCCUGGCCUGGAGCUACCAGAGCCCCAGCAGGGUAUACUCCAGCCCCUGUGUGUUUGAGGGGUCGUCCUGGGGCAUGGAGGGAACAUUGGUGGCCCUGGCCUCCACAGACGGGACCCUGUGUGUUUUGGAUGGACAGGAUGGGACCUUGAGGGCCUCUCUCUCUCUGCCCGGGGAGCUGUUCUCUUCUCCUGUGGCGUGGGAGCGCUCACUGGUGGUGGGAUGUCGCAAUGACUUUGUGUAUUGUGUGGAGCCAACAGAAGAGCGGGAACAACUAAUUCCUCAAAUGACAUGUGUAUGAUAUGAUAUAUUUCUGUACAGUGUUCUAUAAUUAAAGAUAACAGAGGUGCCAAAUCCAAGUACUGACA
Messenger RNA from Esox lucius (northern pike), 3741 nucleotides. RefSeq names its product aminoadipate-semialdehyde dehydrogenase (gene aasdh). The record is from RefSeq and is a predicted model, not a curated record. Lineage: Eukaryota; Metazoa; Chordata; Actinopteri; Esociformes; Esocidae. The transcript has 13 exons. Bases 150 to 3674 code for a protein of 1174 amino acids. Gene Ontology annotation, molecular function: protein binding. Gene Ontology annotation, biological process: amino acid activation for nonribosomal peptide biosynthetic process.